Molecule: messenger RNA, 498 nt
Organism: Striga asiatica
Lineage: Eukaryota; Viridiplantae; Streptophyta; Magnoliopsida; Lamiales; Orobanchaceae
Source: the annotation of a GenBank genome assembly
AUGGACUCGGGAAUCUCGAGGCGUCCACUGAGGAGCCGCCGUAGAACGAGCUCUGCAGAUCCACUGUUUGCGAAGUUCGGCUUCGACUCCGUCACUAAUCUCGCCACAGAGUCCAGUGGCGAAAGGCUCCAUCAUAUUCCAGCAUGGUGGCCGCCGAGAACUCUGAUGUCAGACGCAGUGAGUUUGGGCGGAGAAGACGAGCGGUUUGGUGUGGUGGAUGGGUUAAUUGAAGAGGACGUGUCGCUGCCCAGCCGGAGACGCAUCCAAGCUUGCUCGUACGGCCGAUUUGCUGAAUUCGGCUCGAAAAAGGUGAGGCACAACUAUGGCGGGCGGCGGCGGUGGCAGAACGAUUGGAAACGAGACAACGGUGCACGAAUGUGGAGAGGUGUUGGAAAGACGUCGCACAGUGUGCGGCGACGAGCUAAGGCGUGCGGACCUAGGAUGGCUGAUGAAUUCGAGUCGACCUGCUCAUUGAUCGACGACAUCCUCUACGCGUAG